Molecule: messenger RNA, 1092 nt
Organism: Acipenser ruthenus (sterlet)
Lineage: Eukaryota; Metazoa; Chordata; Actinopteri; Acipenseriformes; Acipenseridae
Product: testis-specific serine/threonine-protein kinase 2-like
Exons: 1
Coding region: 1-1092 (363 amino acids)
Biological process (GO): intracellular signal transduction; microtubule cytoskeleton organization; protein phosphorylation
Cellular component (GO): cytoplasm
Molecular function (GO): protein serine/threonine kinase activity; ATP binding; tau-protein kinase activity
Source: RefSeq, a predicted model, not a curated record
AUGGACGACGCCCUUGUGUUGAAGAAACGCGGCUACACGUUGGGUAUUAGUUUGGGAGAGGGGUCUUACGCCAAAGUCAAAUCUGCGUACUCUGACCGCCUGAAAAGCAACGUCGCUGUGAAAAUCAUCAACAGAAGAAAAGCUCCUGUCGAUUUCUUAGAGAGAUUUCUUCCACGGGAACUGGAGAUCCUCGCAGUCCUGAAUAACCGCUACAUCGUGAAGACUUACGAAAUAUUUGAAACCUCGGACGGGAAGGUCUACAUGAUCAUGGAACUGGGGGUUCAAGGGGACCUGCUGGAGUUCAUUAAGUUUAGGGGUGCGCUGCCUGAAGAAGUUUGCCGCAAGAUGUUUCGACAGCUGUCACUGGCCGUUAAAUACAUCCAUGACUUGGAAAUCGUUCACAGAGACCUGAAGUGUGAGAACUUGCUCCUGGAUAAGGACUUCAACCUCAAAGUCUCGGAUUUUGGCUUCAGCAGGCGCUGCAACUAUGAAGACGAUGGCCAGCUCGGGCUCAGUAAAACGUUCUGUGGCUCAGCUGCGUAUGCAGCCCCCGAGGUUUUGCAAGGCAUCCCUUACAAUGCUAAAGUGUAUGACAUCUGGAGUAUGGGUGUGGUUUUGUACAUCAUGCUGUGUGGCUCAAUGCCUUAUGAUGACUCCAAUGUCAAGAAAAUGCUUAGAGUCCAAAAGGAACACCGAGUGGAUUUUCCGAGGGGUAAACACGUGCCAGCGGACUGCAAGGAUCUACUGUACCGCAUGCUUCAACCGGACGUGUCUAAGCGCAUUGAAAUUGACGAUAUUUUAGAUCACCCUUGGUUACAACCCUCGAAACAGAAAAAAGACUGUGAAAGCUGCUCAAAAAGUUCCUCGAAAAGUGACACUAAAGGAGAAACUAAAGCAGACAGCCGAAAUGAGAGCAGGCGGGGUCUCAGAGCGGACACAGACGAUGAAUUCGAUUCUGAAGUUCUUGAUGAAGCCAAAGCGGAGAAAAAAGGAUUUAAAUCUCAUUGUACUGAGCCCACACCAACCAGAGCCGCAGGCAACCGGAGAAAGUCAUCUCAAAAAGUUAAGGAAACUAUAGAGGAGGGUGAUUAA